AUCUAAAAUUGUACAACCCAAUACCCAACUUGAUGAUAGAGAAAGCAGAAACGCGGUAUUUCCCAUUAUUCCAAUUGAAUAUCAUCAAAUCAAAUCAAAUUUUAUCAAAAACCUACAAAAACUCUUCAACGUUCAUUUCCAUUCAAAUUGCUACAAUUUGUGAGGAUUUCCCAUAAUCUGAAUUUGCUUUUGAUGUUCUCAUCUGGGUAGUUUUUAAUUUUGCUUAAAACUCUCUCUUUGAUCGGUCAAUGCAAUAACAAAGAGGAUUCAGAUAAUAAUGGGGUGUGUUUCGAGUCAACCAGCUGAUUCUAAAGCCAAUAGAGUUGCUCGUUGGCGUUCCACUGGGAUUGUUGCUCUAAGAGAUUCCAAAUUAAAGACAUUUCCUGAUGAAGUUCUUGACCUUGACAGAGUUGUACGCACAGUGGAUUUAACACAUAACAAAAUAGUUGAUGUUCCUGUAGAGAUUAACAAAUUAAUCAACAUGCAGCGUUUGAUUUUAGCAGACAAUCUUAUUGAACGCCUUCCAAUGAACCUGGGGAAGCUUCAAUCAUUGAAAGUAAUGACACUUGAUGGAAACAAGCUUUCUGGGUUGCCUGAUGAAUUGGGUCAACUGGUACGACUUGAGCAAUUGUCUGUGUCUCGGAACGUGUUGACAUACUUACCAGAGACUCUAGGGAGUCUUAGGAAUUUGAAGCUCUUGAAUGCAUCUAACAAUCAAUUAAAGUAUCUUCCUGAAUCAAUCGGAAGUUGCUUUUCACUUGAGGAGCUUCAAGCAAACGAUAAUUCCAUUGAUGAACUUCCUCUUUCUGUUUGUAAUCUCAUUCAUCUGAAGUCACUCUCUUUGAAUAACAACAAAGUAAAACAGAUGCCUGCAACUAUACUCAAAGACUGCAAGACUCUGCAGAGUAUUUCUUUGCACAACAAUCCCAUAAAUAUGGAUCAAUUUCAACAGAUGGAAGGCUUUCAAGAGUUUGAGGCACGUCGGAGAAAGAAAUUUGACAAACAGAUCGAUUCAAAUGUGAUGAUGAAUACUAAGGGUCUUGAACAGGGUGUUGAUUCGUAAACCUGACAUCCCGUAUCCAAUAUGAAAUCUGAUAAAGUUUUGGAGCUAUGAAAAUUUAGCGCGAUGAUGGUUACUAAAAUGCUUCUCUUCAGCUGUCAUGGUGAAUAUUCUCUUUUUUUUUUUUGGUAUAUUUUGAAAUUAAUUUUUGGUCUCUUGAAUUUGGAUGUUUACUUGAGCAGUUCUGUAUAUAGAUUUAUUAUUCUAUCUGCUACCACAGGAAGUUUGAGACAUUGAGUUUGUAAACUGAAUGGUUUGCUAAGUGUUUAUACCAGUUUUGUUGCCCUUCUUUAAACUAAUGACAGCACAUACAGAUAUAUUAUAUAAUUCUGUGUGUCGGUCCUAAUCCCGAAUGAAGGAGGUUGCAUUAGGUUAGUGACAUGCAUUGUAGCAUAGGGGAGUCAGUGAGGUGCUGCAUUUUCCAUACCCGGUGUAGUGAAAUGUGGGCAGGAGUUUCUAGGAUUUUGCCUAGUUCGGUGCGGUAGAUUGCUCAAAUGUGGUGCCAAAUGAUCAAGGGUUUUACACUUCAUCUGUGAGACUCGGGUUUAGUGUUAAGUAUUAAAUGGUUGCUAGGCUGUCUCUCAGAAGCAUUGUGUUCUAUAUUUGAAUGUUCAAAUGAGCAAAGAUUGUUGGUAUUAAGGAUAUAAACCCGAAAAGAAUUAGAUCUUAACUUAGAUUGGCAUGUUGGAAUAUUAGUGUUGAGGGUUAAUCAAUAAUUGUUUUUAUGAAUGUGGUUAAUGAAGUAAUGGUGAACAUUGGUAGCAUGGGAAGAGCUUGGGUGUGUUGGGUGGUGUAAGGUUGGACAAACAACACUAAACUCAAGCAAGCUGCGAACAAUGCAUGGUGCAACUUGUAAUUUGGCGAUAGCAUCAUGCUGAGGCGAGUGUAUGGCUUGGAAUGGAGGAGUAGGCCUUUCUAAUGCUACUGGUUGUUGGACAAAAACUGCUCGGAAGAGCACACGUUGUGCUCGAGCAAGCGUGCAAAGCUGGAAGCCUAUUGUGCAAAUUUGUGUUGUGCUCAGACGAGUACACUAUUAAUGAGCAUAAUUACUCAUGCAAAUUAGCACUAAUAAGCCAUUCAAUUCGUUGGCUUAUAUUUACUUAUUUUGCUUCAUUUCAACAUAAAGAGAAAGAGCAAAACACUAGCAGCCCGUAUUGGUUUAUGGUAGUAACAUAAUGGUAGUGAAAAUGAUUUGUGUUGUACUUUUUAAAAAAAAUCUCAUGUCAUUCCCUUAGUAAUAAAAUGUUAAUUAUAAAAAUGUUUUUUUUAUUUAUAAUUUUUCAUUACCACCUAAUGACACAUUACAAUGAUAAUGAACUAAUGUAUUUAAAUGAAUUUUAUAAAGAAAAUGACAUGAUAAUUAAAAAUAGAAUAAACAUAAUCAUUAAAGUUAUAAUAAGAAUUUUCAGUAUUAAAUAUUGUGAACAACCUAAAUCCAAGAUUAUUAGCCCUAACAAUCCCCCACCUCUACUAAUAUUUACUACUAUUUGUUGAGCAUUCAUUAUCUAGAACUUGUUUUCAACUCAAUUCACAAUAGUUGAAUUACAUUCAGUUCAAUUCAACACGUCAAUUUCACCUUCUCAUAUUCACUUUUUUUUUUUUUUUUCUUUUACAAAAUACCCUUAUCCUAUUGAAUUUGCAGCAUUUUCUAUGUUGAUCUAUUUCAUUUAAUCUGCAUCAUUUCUAUCUUCGAACAAUGAUUUAUCACUUUCUAAUUGAACAAAUGAGUAGGACUUUCUAGGAGCAUAAUCUAUGAAUGGAGCCAAAUUUGAUGUAUCAUACCAAAUUGUAGGUACAUUGGUAUUUUCACAAAAACUUGAUGAUUUAUGAAGGAGGAAGUAUUAGUGACUACUCAAGUACAAGUACAUUCUAUUUAUACUUCAACGACCAAUCUUUU
Messenger RNA from Amaranthus tricolor (Joseph's coat), 2957 nucleotides. RefSeq names its product plant intracellular Ras-group-related LRR protein 7. The record is from RefSeq and is a predicted model, not a curated record. Gene Ontology annotation, molecular function: protein binding. NCBI's taxonomy places the organism in Eukaryota, Viridiplantae, Streptophyta, Magnoliopsida, Caryophyllales, Amaranthaceae. The transcript has 10 exons. The coding region runs from base 278 to 1063 and encodes 261 amino acids.